Choloepus didactylus (southern two-toed sloth) is the source of this 2739-nucleotide messenger RNA. RefSeq names its product gelsolin (gene GSN). Gene Ontology annotation, molecular function: actin filament binding; phosphatidylinositol-4,5-bisphosphate binding. Gene Ontology annotation, cellular component: actin cytoskeleton; cytoplasm. The transcript is spliced from 19 exons. Gene Ontology annotation, biological process: actin polymerization or depolymerization; barbed-end actin filament capping; actin filament severing. NCBI's taxonomy places the organism in Eukaryota, Metazoa, Chordata, Mammalia, Pilosa, Megalonychidae. The coding region runs from base 265 to 2493 and encodes 742 amino acids. The record is from RefSeq and is a predicted model, not a curated record.
GGGCGGCUCCGGUUCGCGUCCGGCCCACGCCGGCGCUCGGGCCUCGGCACCCCCGCCCAGUCGCCGGAACCAGCUGAGCACAGCUGGACUCAGUAGCCGCCGUCGCCAGCGCCGCAGCAGCAGGUGGUGCUGACAGCUCCUCUUUGUACAGUGCUCCGGCCUUGGUCAAAGCACCUCCCCUGGGAGCAGCUCUCUUCCCCCUGCACAGCCCUGUGAGUUCUUGCAGAUACAGCGCUAGGAAAAGGGGAGUAAUUCAGGUCUAGAAUGGAAAAACUGUUUUGUUGCUUUCCUAGCAGCAUGGUGGUAGAACACCCCGAGUUCCUUAAGGCAGGCAAGGAGCCUGGCUUGCAGAUCUGGCGAGUGGAGAAGUUCGACCUGGUGCCUGUGCCACCCAACCUUUAUGGAGACUUCUUCACAGGCGAUGCCUAUGUCAUCCUGAAGACGGUGCAGCUGAGGAAUGGGAAUCUGCAGUAUGACCUCCACUACUGGCUGGGCAAUGAGUGCAGUCAGGAUGAGAGUGGGGCAGCCGCCAUCUUCACUGUGCAGCUGGAUGACUACCUGAACGGCCGGGCCGUGCAGCACCGCGAGGUCCAGGGCUUCGAGUCGGCCACCUUCCUCGGUUACUUCAAGUCUGGCCUCAAGUACAAGAAAGGAGGCGUGGCAUCGGGAUUCAAACAUGUGGUACCCAAUGAAGUGGUGGUGCAGAGACUGUUCCAGGUCAAAGGGCGGCGUGUGGUCCGCGCCACCGAAGUGCCUGUGUCCUGGGAGAGCUUCAACAAUGGCGAUUGCUUCAUCCUAGACCUGGGCAAUGACAUCUACCAGUGGUGUGGCUCCAAGAGCAACCGAUAUGAGAGACUGAAGGCCACACAGGUGUCCAAGGGCAUCCGGGACAAUGAACGGAGUGGCCGGGCUCAAGUGCACGUGUCUGAGGAGGGCGCUGAGCCCGAGGCAAUGCUCCAGGUGCUGGGUCCCAAGCCGGCUCUGCCCGCAGGGACUGAGGACACACUCAAGGAGGACGCGGCCAACCGCAAGCUGGCCAAGCUCUAUAAGGUCUCCAACGACGGGGGCACCAUGUCAGUCUCCCUCGUGGCUGAUGAGAACCCGUUUGCCCAGGGGGCCCUGAGGUCAGAGGACUGCUUCAUUCUGGACCAUGGCACUGAUGGGAAAAUCUUUGUCUGGAAAGGCAAGCAGGCUAACACGGAGGAGAGGAAGGCUGCCCUCAAAACAGCCUCCGAUUUCAUCUCCAAGAUGGGCUACCCCAAGCAGACCCAGGUCUCAGUCCUCCCCCAGGGCGGUGAAACCCCGCUAUUCAAGCAGUUUUUCAAGAACUGGCGGGACCCAGACCAGACGGACGGCCCUGGCCUUGCCUAUCUCUCCAGCCACAUUGCUAACGUGGAGCGGGUGCCCUUCGACGCUGCCACCCUGCACACCUCCACCGCCAUGGCCGCCCAGCACGGCAUGGAUGACGAUGGCACAGGCCAGAAACAGAUCUGGAGAAUUGAAGGUGCCAACAAAGUGCCUGUGGACCCUGCCACAUAUGGGCAGUUCUAUGGCGGAGACAGCUACAUCAUUCUGUACAACUACCGCCAUGGUGGCCGCCAGGGACAGAUCAUCUACAACUGGCAGGGUGCCCAGUCAACCCAGGAUGAGGUCGCUGCUUCUGCCAUCCUGACCGCCCAGCUGGAUGAGGAACUUGGAGGUACCCCUGUCCAGAGCCGUGUGGUCCAAGGCAAGGAGCCUGCCCACCUCAUGAGCCUGUUCGGCGGGAAGCCCAUGAUCAUCUACAAGGGUGGCACUUCCCGUGAAGGUGGGCAGACGGCCCCUGCCAGUACCCGACUCUUCCAGGUCCGGGCCAGCAGCUCUGGAGCCACCCGAGCCGUUGAGGUGAUCCCUAAGGCGGGUGCAUUGAACUCCAAUGAUGUCUUUGUCCUGAAAACUCCUUCGGCUGCCUACCUUUGGGUGGGUGCAGGAGCCAGUGAGGCAGAGAAGAAGGGGGCUCAGGAGUUGCUCAAAGUGCUGCGGGCCCAGCCUGUGCAGGUGGCAGAAGGCAGCGAGCCAGACAGCUUCUGGGAGGCCCUGGGUGGAAAGGCUCCCUACCGCACGUCCCCACGGCUGAAGGACAAGAAGAUGGACGCCCACCCUCCUCGUCUCUUUGCUUGCUCCAACAAGAUCGGACGUUUUGUGAUCGAGGAGGUUCCUGGCGAGCUCAUGCAGGAAGAUCUGGCCACUGAUGACGUUAUGCUCCUGGACACCUGGGACCAGGUCUUUGUCUGGGUUGGGAAGGAUUCUCAAGAAGAGGAGAAGACAGAAGCCUUGACCUCUGCUAAGCGGUAUAUCGAGACCGACCCAGCCAACCGGGACAGGCGGACCCCCAUCACUGUCGUGAAACAAGGCUUUGAGCCUCCCUCUUUUGUGGGCUGGUUCCUCGGCUGGGAUGACAACUACUGGUCUGUGGACCCCUUGGACAGGGUCUUGGCUGAGCUGGGAGCCUGAGGAAGGGCAGGCCCUACCAGUGUCACCGGUCAGUGCCUUUUAGAACUGUCCGUCACUCGAAGAGACCCUGCAGCAAGCAGGGCAACUCUGGUAUGUGUGUGUGUGUGCGUGUGUGUGGUUUUUUGUUUGUUUGUUUGUUUUUUUAAUAGUAGCCAAAAACAGCCCUGCAAAAAGUGAGGGUCCUUGCAAAUUGUUUCAAAUAUCUGUGCUUUGGAAAUUUACUUCAAUAAAAGCUUUUGAAGUGUA